GCAAUUAACGUCUCCAGCUCACUCGCAGUCCGAGCGGAAGCGAUAAUGGCUGCCUGUUCUUCUUCUUCCCACUACUACCACUUCCUCUUCUUCUACCUUCUACUUGCUUUCGCUGUUAGCACUGCCACCGCCGCUUCUUGCUCGGCUGCUGACCGAGCUGCGCUUCUCGAGUUCCGAUCAGCCCUCUCCGACCCCUACAUCGGUGUUUUCUCCUCCUGGACCGGCAGCGACUGCUGCUCUCAAUGGUACGGGGUGUCCUGCGAACCGUCGACCGGCCGCGUCGCCGAUCUUAUUCUCCGCGGGGAAUCCGAAGACCCAAUCAUUACACGAGCCGGACGAUCCGGCCUCAUGACCGGCCAGAUCUCGCCAGCCAUCUGCCGCCUCAACAGCCUCUCAUCUCUCAUCAUUGCUGACUGGAAGCAGAUCUCUGGCCCCAUUCCCCCUUGCAUAACCACUCUGACCUCCCUACGCAUUCUAGAUCUCGUCGGUAACCGCCUAUCCGGCCCUUUACCUGCCGACAUUGGCAAAUUCUCCCAACUCACUGUCCUCAACGUCGCCGACAACCAGAUUUCUGGCUCAAUCCCCAAAUCCCUAACCCAGAUUACAGGAUUAAUGCACCUUAACCUCGGCAAUAACCUCUUAACCGGUUCGAUCCCUUCCGACUUCGGCAAUUUGAAAAUGCUUAGCAGGGCUCUCCUCGGCCGGAACCAGCUCUCUGGCGUGAUUCCGAACUCAAUCAGUUACAUGAACCGCCUCGCCGACCUCGACCUCUCCGAUAACAAGAUCUCGGGGUCAAUCCCAGCAUCUUUCGGAUCGAUGCUGGUGCUCUCCUCUCUCUACCUCGACAGCAACCUCCUCACCGGCGGGAUUCCGGCGGAGGUUUUGGGGAGCAAGGGAUUGGGUAUUCUGAAUCUAAGCAGAAACGGCCUUGAGGGUUCGAUUCCUGAUGCGUUCACAUCGAGAUCGUACUUUACGGCGAUGGAUCUCUCGUACAAUAAACUUACCGGAGAUGUGCCAAAGACUUUGCUAACGGCGGCGUUCGUUGGCCACCUUGAUCUAAGUCAUAACCAUCUGUGCGGUCGGAUUCCCACGGGUUCGCCGUUCGAUCACCUCGAAGCGGCGUCGUUCUCCAAUAAUGACUGUCUCUGUGGCUGGCCGUUACAGGCCUGCCAGUGAUCAAAUUGCAACGGUUGGGAAAUCUUGGCCGUUCGCUUGGGAUUGGGUGUCGUUGAUGUCUGUGGCUAUGUACUAUGUGCACUUUAUGCGAUUUUAUUUAUUAUUAUUAUGUAUGAAACUCAAGAAAAGAAAUAUAAUUAAUGGAAGGGAUUAAGUGGGUUGUAGUGCACGUGGAGGUGUCAGUGUUAAAUACUCGGUUUGCUUUAUGAUUUGGGAGAAAAAAGCGAGAAGGGUUAUUAUAGUUCCAUGUUCGUUUUGAAUGCUUCAAACCUUGCAGAAAAUAUGUGAGCCAGCUUGAACGUUUCAUGCGAUUGAACCAGUGAUUUGGGUCCCUUAAACUCAGUUUCAUUUGGUUCAAAUUGAUUAAGCCAGUAUAAGUUUAGGGUUCUUGAGAGCUA
Dendrobium catenatum is the source of this 1574-nucleotide messenger RNA. Its product is annotated as DNA damage-repair/toleration protein DRT100. The record is from RefSeq and is a predicted model, not a curated record. The coding region runs from base 46 to 1176 and encodes 376 amino acids. Gene Ontology annotation, molecular function: protein binding. The transcript has a single exon. NCBI's taxonomy places the organism in Eukaryota, Viridiplantae, Streptophyta, Magnoliopsida, Asparagales, Orchidaceae.